AUGAGCACGCGAUCCAGAUCAACGCAGUCCCAGCGCGUGGCACGGCUUCGUAACCUACUCGCCCACGAUGCGGUUACGGUGAUGCCGUGCUGCUACGACGGACUGAGUGCGAAACUCAUCGAGCGCGCAGGCUUCGAAGUGACGUUCAUGACUGGCUUUGGCGUGUCUGCCGUGCAUGGGCUGCCGGAUACACAGCUCGUGUCUUUUGGCGAAAUGAGUCGCACUGCGGGCACUGUCUGCGAAUCACUGCGUGACAUUCCAUGCAUUGGCGACGGUGACACGGGUUACGGCAAUGCCGUAAACGUGAAAAGAACAGUGGCAGCCUACGCCCAGGCCGGUAUGGCCGGCAUCAUGCUGGAAGACCAAGUGGCACCCAAACGAUGUGGACACACUACCGGGAAAGCGGUUGUCUCGCGCGACGAAGCGUUUGCUCGCGUACGUGCGGCAGUGGACGCUCGUCGAGAAGGCCACUUUGACAUUGUCAUUAUGGCAAGGACGGACGCUCGAGGGACGCAUUCGCUGGAGGAGGCCAUUGCUCGCUGCAAAGAGUUUGUGACCCUUGGAGCGGACAUCACGUUCCUGGAGGCACCGCAGUCGAUCGAGGAGAUGGAGGCGUACUGCAGAGAAGUGCCUGGUCCCAAGAUGGCCAAUAUGGUGGAAAAUGGUCUUACGCCAGUUUUGUUACCGGAGCAGCUUGGUGCUAUGGGAUACACGCUCGUGGUCUAUCCGAUAACAUUGCUAAGCGCGAGUAUCCGUGCGAUGGAGAAGGCGUUGAGCCUGCUCAAGCACCAGACAGGGGAACAGAAAGAGGAAGGCACAGCCAAAAACGACGUCGAGAACGCGACGCCGAGUGUAGCACUGGACCAGUUGCUCUGCGACUUUGCACACGUAAAGGAUGUCGUGGGCUUUACGGAAUAUUACGCGGAGGAGGAGCGGUACAAGGCAUGA
Messenger RNA from Hyaloperonospora brassicae, 948 nucleotides. The record is from the annotation of a GenBank genome assembly. Lineage: Eukaryota; Oomycota; Peronosporomycetes; Peronosporales; Peronosporaceae.